Messenger RNA from Saccostrea cuccullata (small rock oyster), 773 nucleotides. RefSeq lists its product as uncharacterized. The transcript is spliced from 2 exons. NCBI's taxonomy places the organism in Eukaryota, Metazoa, Mollusca, Bivalvia, Ostreida, Ostreidae. The coding region runs from base 84 to 773 and encodes 229 amino acids. The record is from RefSeq and is a predicted model, not a curated record.
CGGAUUUGUAACUGAUGAUGUAAUGUUACCGGAACAGAUGUGGCAUCGAAAAUGCCCGAGAGGUAUCAAAUGUUUAAUAAAAAAUGGCGGCGCCCAUGACACCUAGGAGGGUGUACUUGCAAAGGAAUAUUUGCGUAAUUUGUGGGUUUUGCUUUGAAACGAGAGAGACAGACUCCUUAGGAAAUGUUGAGAUUAAAACGCGUUUUAAUCUGAAAUUGAAAUUAACAAACGAUAGACUUCAAAACAUUGCUGAAGUCUUAGGGUCUCUGGAGAACUUAGACGUUGGACAAAAAGGUAUUUGUAUUAAGUGUAACAGAUCUGUAGAAAGGAUUUUACGACUUGGAGCGGAAGUUCGAGAAUUAACAGAACAGAUACAAAACCACUUUAGCAGAACCCAGGAAAGACUAACAGUGGUGUUACGAUCACCGGGUUUAGUUACGAAACGUUUGGCAAGUAGUCCAGUAUUAGUCCAGCCAAAGAAAAUCACUAAGUUUCCAAGUGUUCAAGUUGUUGUUCCCGUUGAAAUCAGGCCUUUCAGGGAUAUAACUUCAACAUUCACAACACGUAAUUCACAAAGACCAGAAACAGAGUUACAAUCAAAUCUUGCAAAACCAGUAAGAAGAAGUUUAUCCAAGGACUUAAACUCGGCACAAAUUGAUUCAAUUGAGAUAUAUGAUGGAAAGAUAGAGAUGCAGAGAGCUAUUAACAUUAUCAAUGUUAAAGAAAACCAUGGUAUGUAUUUUGAUAAAUUUGGUGAACAACAAUUAAGGUGA